AUUAAUCGUCAGCUUGUGUUAAAGAAGCACGGAUUUGUCUGGAUUAUCGAGUCUAAAAAAUAAACAAACGCCCUCUCAAUAAUCAACAUUUACAAGCAGCAGCACGACAUAGCAACAGGACGCAUUAAAAAAGACUGACGAACAAAAACUUUGCAAUGGACACAGAAUAUUUGAAGAAACAUGUUGGAAAUUGCUUAGCUCGAGGCUUAGCCGAGAUUGCGGAGAAGCGACCUGUAGACCCUAUUGAAUAUCUUGCCAAUUGGCUGUAUAAGUUCAAGAUUAAUGAAAGAAAUGAGAAAGAAGAAGCUGAGAAGGCUGUUCAGUUAAUUAAAGAAAGGGAAGAAGCACAGCUUGAGAAAGAACAGCAAGAAAAAAUGAGGCUGGAAGCAGAAAGACUAGCAGAGGAAGAAGCACAAGCAAAAAAAGCUGCUGAGCCAGAACCUCCAGCUCCAGAGCAAGCUGAGGAAGAAAAAACAACUGCCAAAGAGAGGUCUACGUUACCAGGCGCCCCCAACUUGGAAACAGUGCCAGAGGCUGAAGAAAUAACUGAUGAUACAGGCACACCUAAGCCAACUGAGCCUGUUGACGGAGCUGAAAAGACAGAGGAAACCACAGAAGAGACGGAAGAUGCACCAGAAUCAGGAGAAACAAGCAGAGAACCAGCAACAGGCACCGCAGAAGAGGGUGAAGAAACAUCCAGAGGGGGUGACGAGGCAACAGCAGAAGAGCCAUCUACUUAAUCCUGUCUAAACAGUAGUGACAUCAGUUGGCCUGGAGGUUUUAAAAUAAUGUAUAAAUAAAUGUAUUUAAAUAAUGAAGACAUUUAGGAUUGUAUUUGAGUCACCAGAAAUUUGUUCUGUAUUAAUUAUUUUUCUUAUAUUUUUAUUGUUAUUUUGGUUUUGUUUAUUAUUAGACCUAUUAAAAAAAAUUAUUGAUAAGUACCUUGCAUGUAAAAGACACAAUAUUUACUUCUAGGCCCUAGGUUAUACUGUUAUCAUCAUAUCAUCAUUUAUCACUAUUAUUAUUACUUCUGUCUAUAAUAAUAUAUAAUCCCAAAGACAAAAAUUGAAACUUACUUUAUAGAACAUCACAUCCCAAAAAAAAAGAUAUUUGCUUAGUUUGUAUAUUUUAAUAAGUUAUUAGCUGUCAUCUGAAAAUUGGAGCAAUCAUCUGUUAUCCUUGACCAGGUAUAAUAUGGACAUUUAAAUAAUACCAAUUUUGAGCGCAUAGAGACCUUAAUAUUUUGUGCUAUAUAAUGAAAAACGUUAACCAUUAUUUACUUUGUAUAAAUAAACCCAUGAUUUUUCUAGUAUAUCUUUAAAGCAAUAUUUUUACAUCCAACAUUCACUUUUCUAAACUUAAUAUACAGUAUAUAUUAAAUAAUUUGGUAUUUUUUGCUGAUAUCAUCAUAACAGUGCAUAAUUUGUUGUUCAGUUAUAUCAGUUAUAUUUAUUCUUGGGACAAUGCCGUGAGUUGAGCGUAUAUGGCGCUAUACAUAUUAUCAUCAUCAUUAUUAUUUUUUUUCAAAGUAAUGUUUUAUUUAUAUUUCUAUGUAUAUAACAUGAAUACUGAUUCGUUCUAUUGUGAUUUAAUGUGAAAUUCUUGUGAAUUAUAUAUAUUUUGUUAUUCAAUAAUUUUCUACUUGUAUGAUUAAUGUCUGCAAUGAGGUAGCACUUUACUGUACCCUCCCAAAACAAGUCUGCUGUAAAUAAAUGAUUAAGAACCACUGUAA
This is a messenger RNA of Anneissia japonica, 1732 nucleotides long. RefSeq names its product DPY30 domain-containing protein 1-like. Bases 156 to 740 code for a protein of 194 amino acids. The transcript is spliced from 4 exons. The record is from RefSeq and is a predicted model, not a curated record. Gene Ontology annotation, cellular component: Set1C/COMPASS complex. NCBI's taxonomy places the organism in Eukaryota, Metazoa, Echinodermata, Crinoidea, Comatulida, Comatulidae.